AUGGACACUCCCAUAGAUAUUCCAAGGAAAUGCACAGUUUUGGUCAUAGGUGGUGGUCCUGCGGGAUCCUACACUGCUGCGGCUCUAGCCCGUGAAGGGUUAGACGUUGUAGUGAUAGAGGCCGAAACAUUCCCGAGGUACCAUGUCGGUGAGAGCAUGCUCCCAUCCGUACGGCAUUUCCUCAAGUUUACCGACUGCUACGAUAAGUGGAGGGAGCAUGGGUUUCAGAUUAAGAAUGGCGGCGCCUUUAAACUGGAUCCUUCUCUCCCGGACACGUAUACCGACUUUCUCGCAUCUGGAGGACCCGAUGGCUAUGCAUGGAAUGUGAUUCGUUCUGAGAGCGACAACUUACUUUGGGAACACGCCGGUAGCUGCGGUGCGAAAAUUUAUGAUUCCACCAAAGUUGACACUAUUCAAUUCGAGCCUCAAAAUCCUGAGUCAUGUUCUGACGAGCGUAAUCCGGGACGUCCGGUUUCAGCGACUUGGACAAAACUGGACGGAACUACAGGAACAAUACAUUUCGAAUACCUGGUUGAUGCUAGUGGUAGACGUGGCAUCCUAAGUACUAGAUACUUAAAAAAUCGCAAGUUUAACCAGGGUCUUAAGAAUACUGCCAAUUGGGGAUAUUGGAGAGGUGCCGGUGUAUACGGUCGCGGCACCUAUAAGGAGGGCUCGCCUUACUUUGAGGCCUUGAGUGAUGCUAGCGGAUGGUGUUGGUUCAUCCCUUUAAAUGAUCAUACCCACUCCGUAGGUAUUGUACGGAACCAAGAGAUUGCCACAGCCAAGAAACGAGAAUCAGGCUUGGACGAUAUCAAAGAAUUCUACGUCCAAUCCCUUGAUCUUGUACCUGGCAUCAAAGAGCUGCUAUCUAAGGGUGAACUAAUAACCGAGGUUAGGUCAGCGUCUGAUUGGUCGUACAGCGCUUCGAGCUAUGCAUUUCCUUAUGCUCGCAUCGCCGGCGAUGCUGGAAGCUUCAUCGACCCGUUCUUCUCGUCAGGUGUGCAUUUGGCAUUGAACGGCGGUCUCUCUGCAGCCGUUACAAUUGCAGCUUCUAUACGAGGCGACUGCGAUGAAGUGACUGCUGCCUCAUGGCAUAAUAAGAAGGUUUCAGACAGUUACAAUCGCUUCUUACUAGUUAUUCUCAGUACUUCGAAGCAAAUUAGGAACCACAACCGACCGGUCAUCCACGACUUCGACGAGGAGAGCUUUGAGAGAGCUUUCGAAUUGUUCCGCCCAGUCAUCCAUGGCACCGUCGAUGCCAACGUCAAAGUAAAGCCAACACAAGAAGAAAUAUCCAAGACCGUGGAGUUUUGUUUUCGAUCUCUAGCUGAUAUCCCCCCGGAGCAAAAGGAUGCUCUUAUCCAGAAACUUAAAAGUCUUGGAAUAGAGGGCGAAGUUAACGACGAGGAAAAUCUACGCGCCAUUGAAGAAAUAGAGAAGAGUCUCACCCCAGAGGAAUCGCAGAUUUUAAAUAUCCUGCGUGGUCGGCGAAUGUUGAGGAAUGAAGAUUCGAUUAGUCUUGUCAACUUUACCCUUGAUUCAAUUGACGGACUAGCUCCCAACAUGGAACGUGGGAAACUUGGUCUUGUCAAGGCUGUACCGGUUAAGCCAAACCAAGCGCAGCUGUACUCCGCUUCGUUUCUAAGAGGUGACAGGCCUGAUAUUCGGACUCAGAGGAGUGAUAAAGCUUCAAAGGUAUUAGACAAGGAUAAUAUUGUUGGAAAGCAAGGAUUAUAUUAUGGAACACCGCUCCUAUCAUAA
Messenger RNA from Daldinia childiae, 1761 nucleotides. Its product is annotated as Tryptophan 2-halogenase. The record is from RefSeq and is a predicted model, not a curated record. Lineage: Eukaryota; Fungi; Ascomycota; Sordariomycetes; Xylariales; Hypoxylaceae. Gene Ontology annotation, molecular function: monooxygenase activity. The coding region runs from base 1 to 1761 and encodes 586 amino acids. The transcript has 6 exons.